CGGCGCGGGUCAGGUGCUGUGCGCCUAGGUAGCGUGCAGGUGAGCCGCUGCGGGAUCGGGGGCAUCCCUCACUCCUGCCACCUCCCGGCUGUUACCCCCGGUCUGCGGGAGGGAGCUUUCUCCAGGCCCACCCUCCCACUGCCAUAAACGGAUGCGCACUGAUCGGAUCGCUGCGAGGAUUAUCUUACACUGAUCAAGUACUUUGAAAAUGACUUCAAAAUUUCUCUUGGUGUCCUUCACACUUGCUGCACAAACUCUUUCAACUACAUUUUCUCUCCAACCGGACCAGCAGAAGGUUCUACUAGUGUCAUUUGAUGGAUUCCGUUGGGAUUACUUAUAUAAAGUUCCAACACCCCAUUUUCAUUAUGUUAUGAAAUCUGGUGUUCACGUGAAGCAAGUUACUAAUAUUUUUAUUACAAAGACCUACCCUAACCAUUAUACUUUAGUAACUGGCCUCUUUGCAGAGAAUCAUGGGAUUGUUGCAAAUGAGAUGUUUGAUCCUAUUCUGAACAAAUCUUUCUCCUUGGGUCACAUGAAUAUUUAUGAUUCUGAGUUUUGGGAAGAAGCAACGCCAAUAUGGAUCACAAAUCAGAGGGCAGGACAUACUAGUGGUGCAGCCAUGUGGCCCGGAGCAGAUGUGAAAAUACAUAAGAGAUUUCCUACUCACUACAUGCCUUACAAUGAAUCCGUUUCAUUUGAAGAUAGAGUUGCCAAAAUUAUUGAAUGGUUUACAUCAAAAGAGCCCAUAAAUCUUGGGCUUCUCUAUUGGGAAGAUCCUGAUGACAUGGGCCACCAGUUGGGACCUGACAGUCCACUCAUGGGGCCUGUUAUUUCAGAUAUUGACAACAAGUUAGGCUAUCUCAUCCAAAUGCUGAAAAAGGCUGAGUUGUGGAACAUUCUGAACCUAAUCAUCACAAGUGAUCACGGAAUGACCCAGUGUUCUAAGGAAAGGAUAAUAGAACUUGACCAAUAUCUGGAUAAAGACCACUAUACCCUGAUUGACCAAUCUCCAGUAGCAGCCAUCUUGCCAAAAGAAGGUAAAUUUGAUGAAGUCUAUGAAGCACUAACUCAUGCUCAUCCUAAUCUUACUGUUUACAAAAAAGAGGAGAUUCCGGAAAGAUGGCAUUACAAAUACAACAAUCGAAUUCCACCAAUCAUAGCAGUGGCUGACAAAGGGUGGUAUAUUUUACAGAAUAAGUCAGAUGACCUUAUGUUAGGCAACCACGGCUAUGAUAAUGCAUUAGCAGAAAUGCAUCCUAUAUUUUUAGCCCAUGGUCCUGCCUUCAGAAAGAAUUUCACAAAAGAAGCUAUGAACUCCACAGAUCUGUACCCACUGCUGUGCCACCUCCUCAAUAUCACCACCAUGCCACACAAUGGAUCAUUCAGGAAUGUCAAGGAUAUGCUCAAUUCAGCAACUCCAAAAGCAAUUCCUUAUACACAGAGUACUACCCACGUCCUUGGUAGUAUAAAACCAAGCGAAUAUGAAUAUGAGCAAGAGGAAGCAUAUCCUUAUUUCAUAGGGGUUGCUCUUGGCAGCACUAUAGUGAUUGUAUUUUUUGUAAUUUUCAUUAAACAUUUAAUUCAAAGUCAAAUGCCUGCAUUACAAGAUAUGCAGGCUGAAAUAGCUCAACCAUUAUUACAAGCCUAAUGCUAUUUUGAGUGGAAUUGCACAUAGAAGUGGAGAAUGUAUAAUUAUGUCAGUGUUUGAAGGUUAAAUUCUAGGAAACCAGUUUCAGACAUUUGCAGUGACCAUCAAGCAUAUAUACAUAAUUUAAACAGUCUCCCUCUCUCUGUCUCUCUCUCUGUCUCUCUGUCUCUCUCUCUCUAUCUCGCACACACACACCCACACACACACAUACACACACACACACACAGGGACCAAAAUACUUAUACCUGUUAAGGAUUAAGGAUGUGAGAAUAUGUCUCCAUUGUUCUCUCUAACUUAGGGGUAGAUAAGAUCCUGCUUUAUUUUGAUUUGGCACAUAUAAUGUAUACAUUUCGCAACUUUGCACUAUUUAAAGUACCUUAUACACUGCACUUUAAAUUACUCUCCUAAUGGGUACUUUUAUUUGAAAUGCACUUUACGGACAAUUAUGUCUUAUACCUUGGCUGAAAAUGACAAUUUUUUGCACCCAUAUUACAGAAUAUUUGUUAUUCAUUGUUAAACUGAACGAAAUUUCUAAUUCCUGAAUGAUGUACAAAUCUAUCCCCUUAAAACAAGAAGAAAGUGAAAACUUGAAAAUUUAAUGUGAUCACCUUUGUACCUUGAAUUUUGGAGAGAUACAUUCCCAACAACACGUUGCACAUGUAGGUAUUUCUUGCCAUAUUUCUUUCCAGAAGACAUAAGUUUUCAUUUAUUUUUCCCCUCAAAAGAUUCAAAUACUGACAGAGUCAUUCGAAAUAUAUUGUUUCUGUCAUAAAAUUAAUUAUCACUAUUUCCUGAUUAGUCCUAUGGCUCUGAUUUUUAUAACAAAGACACCGUGAAUAUACAUUUCUUUCCUGGUAGUCUAGCAGUGGCCUGAAUAGAUCAGGUACCAUCUCAGCAAUGUUUUUUCUCUUGUCUGUAAUUAUUUGCUUCUUUGAAAACUAAAUCACUAUUAAUCACAUUAAAAAUCAUAUUCGAUGAAACAAUGUUUGUUUUCUUUCUGGUAGCAGGUAGUAACAGAGCACAAACAUCUUUAAGAUUUGAGCAUUUGAAAAUCCAGAGUUGCAAACAAGCACCAACUGUAUUUGGUAAAAUAUAGGCCAUUUAAUCCUUGGAAAGAGCUGAAUGGAGCCUGGAAAAAAAUUAGGCAGGACCACGUUAGAGAUGUUCACACUGUACCCAGAACAGUGGUAAAGGGUACCUGCUAGCAAAAACUGCUGCCUACUGGCCUGAGAGAAAGAUUUGUUGUCAUUUGACUUUUCAUUUCCAGAACUGAACGGUGAUGCUGACAACAGCAGAGAUUGUUUAUAGAAGACUAUUUUAUUUUUAAAGUCAAAUUAAACUAACUCUUAGUGGUAACAGGUAUUGAAACACAGAGGAGCUGACAUUAUAUAGCCCCGUUUCAAGAAAUAUUCGAAUGUCCACCUACCAGGUGUUCAGUGCAAUCAGGAUGAAUCCAAAUUCACAAAUAGGCUUCUACCUCCUCGGUGGUAUUUUUCACUAACCUGGUCAUCUCAGCCUCUCUCAUUCCAAUAACCUAAUGCUGUGCUUUAGAUCUCUAUAGUCAAGAAGUUUGGGAGAGAUGUAUUACAUAUGGCUUCACAAAGGAAAGCAGAAUCCCUGGAAAGCUUUCCUUGAAGAAAAUAAAAGCAGUUUAUAGACACAUGACUCCAUAGAUAAUAAUGUUAUUUUGUGCAUAUUUAUACACCAGUUGGCUAAUAAGUAGGUAAAGUGGUAUAACUAACUAUUCCAGAAAGAAAAGACAAAUCAGAUGUGAAGAACAAAUGAAACUGAAGUUAAGUACUUCCUAAAAUUAGGUGAAUGAUUAUUAUUUUUUUAAUGAUAAUACCAAGGAAGAAUGUUAACACCUAAUUCUCAUCUCAUUAUAAAACCUUAUUAGGACAGAAUGGAAUGACUGGAAGUGACCGACAGAUAAGAAAGGUGAGAAGUCAGACGGUAGAUAGCAAACUCCCCAGGAGUCUGGACUCUGGAUUAGACAUGCCAGAAUAUGUGGGCACUCACGUCAGCUUCUUUGUAGCUAUGAACUUACUUGUAUUAUUGAAAUGUUAGUAUAAUGACUGGAAGACAAAAUUAGUCCAUUUUAAAGCAUUAUUAUUCAAAUGCUGUCUGUACAUUUAAAUUAAUUGUUGCACUAAGUUCAUUUUAGAAGGGGCUAUGAGCAGUAAGAAGAAAGUAAAUUCUGUAAUAUCAAUGAAAGCACUAAAAUCCUGAUAAGAUUUGAUUAUUGGAUGGUUUAUUUUAUUUAUGGAUAUACUCCUGUAAAAUAUCAUCAGGAGAGUUUACCUGAAGGAAAAUAAAAUUUUAAACUUUUCUGAGAAAA
This is a messenger RNA of Cynocephalus volans (Philippine flying lemur), 3986 nucleotides long. It is a transcript of the gene ENPP5, whose product is annotated as ectonucleotide pyrophosphatase/phosphodiesterase family member 5. The transcript is spliced from 4 exons. Bases 209 to 1648 code for a protein of 479 amino acids. NCBI's taxonomy places the organism in Eukaryota, Metazoa, Chordata, Mammalia, Dermoptera, Cynocephalidae. The record is from RefSeq and is a predicted model, not a curated record.